CUCGCCUCGCAAUUCAAUAUUUUUCCUUUUGGUACCUUUUGAAAAAACACCAGCCAUUGGCGAAAAGGUUUUAGCCACUAAAACCAAAACCAACAUUCUAUCAUCCCUCAAAAUCUUCUUCAUUCCUCUUCUUCGAUUCUCCGCAAAUCUCUUCUCAUUUCCCAAACCGUCAGUAAUCCUCUCUCUCUCUCUCUCUCCUGCGAAUUCGAAAAGUGUGUUGUGUGUCUCAAACCCUAACGUGGCAAUUAGGGUUUUGUUUCUGGAUUUUUUAUCCGUUUUCGCCGUAGAAACGUAUAGAUUUCUACUCCAUUUGAGUGCUCAAGCUUUUGCAUUGCGAAGAUUCUUUCAGAGGUAAAAGGAUGAAUAGUGACAAAGGAGAAAAGACUUGUCCUCUAUGUGCCGAGGAGAUGGACUUGACUGACCAGCAUUUCAACCCUUGCCAAUGUGGUUACCAGAUAUGUGUUUGGUGUUGGCAUCAUAUUAUAGAGAUGGCCGAGAAAGAUAAGACACAUGGACUCUGCCCUGCUUGUCGAACCCCUUAUGAUAAGGACAAGAUUGUUGCAAUGAAUGCUAGCUGUGAAAGGUUGGUUGCUGAACUUAACAAUGACCGGAAAAAAUCACUCAAGGCUGCCGCCGCCAAGCCUAAAGCUGCUUCAGAGGGAAGGAAAGAUCUAAAUCUAACUGGUGUGAGAGUCAUUCAGAGAAACUUGGUUUAUGUUAUGAGCUUGCCUUUCGAUCUUGCAGAUGAAGACCAGCGUUUUCAGAGGAGAGAAUACUUUGGUCAAUAUGGGAAAGUCGUUAAGGUAGCAAUGUCUCGAACGCAAGCAGGGGAUAUCCAACUCUUUCCAAACGAUUCCUGCAGUGUAUACAUUACUUACUCCAAAGAAGAGGAAGCAAUUCGAUGUAUCCGAUCAGUACAUCAAUUUGUUUUGGAUGGUAGAAUUCUGAAGGCAUGUUUUGGGACCAUGAAGUACUGUCAUGCGUGGUUAAGAAACAUGCCUUGUAACAAUGCAGAAUGUCUUUACUUGCAUGAGAUCGGUGCCCCAGAGGAUAGUUUCACAAAAGAUGAAACCGUAUCAGUGCACAUGAGGAAAAUUAUUCACGAAAUUACUGGUGCGGUGGCUAAUUUUCCGCGGCGUUCAGGAUAUAUGUUACCUCCACCAGUGGAUGAUUUUGUUGAUAGACAUAUUCCAAAAUGUGUGCCGAAUAAUUCACAGAGUGUGGCUAAAACUUCUCGCCCAAAUAGUAGCAACGGCCGAUCUGUUACUCUUCCUGCUGGAGCCUUGUGGGGAAUGCAUGCUUCAAGCCAAUCUUCGGUACCAAAUACACCACGCUCUGGCGAACCCUUAAGAGAUAAAGCAGUCACAGUCUCAUCUGGGGAGCUAUUGAAUAGUCAGAGUGAUUUUCCAGAGUUUUCCUUGGUUAAUAGGCCCCAGACCAGUAAUAAUAAGACACUAGUUUCUGCAAAUAUGGAUACUACUAGAGCUGUUAGUGUGCCGUCAACUUGCACAGAUUUUCUAGAGCCUACUUCUCAGUCUUGUGGAGAUAAAAAGAUUAGUAGAGGUAUACAGAGUGUUUGCAGCAACUCUGUGGCAGUUGAUGCAGAUAGUGUUGUGGAUGGCUAUGGAAGGCUAAGUAGGUCUGACAGUUCAGAUGUUGAUCAAGCUUCCUUAAAGUCGUCUCGUACAGAAGUGUCCCGAGACUCUCUACAGCAUUUAGCCAAUGAAAUUAGAGAAGUGCGCCAAUUAAAGAAGACUGGUCUAACUAACACAAAUGAAGUUGUCUUCCCAAGAGAAGAAGUUAAUGCAGGCACUGCUUUGAUGUCUCCUUUGGUAACAGAUAUAUCAUCUUUCAUUAGAGAAAGACUCAAGGAUCCUGAAGUUUUUAGCUGUCAGCCCAAUAAAUCUGGUUUCCUACGCACUAUGCAGCCUUCUUCAUCCCAGUACAAGGCUGAUCAUGAUGAAACCAAGAGUCUGUUUGGGUCCUCCUCGGCUGAAAGCAGAGGAAUUAAUAUAGCUUCCAUCUCACAUGGAGAGCAACAAUCAAAUGGAAACUCUAGGAGUGAAAUAGAUGACAGGAUUGCAAAUAUAUUGUCGUUAGAUCUUGAUGAAUACUUGACAUCAUCAACUCAUAACUUGUCGAAGCAACUAGGGGCAGGAGACUCAGAGGCCAGGUCUCGUAAGGCAGCCAGUUCCUGCGAAUUUAAGAACAAUCAGUCCCGAUUUUCUUUUGCAAGGCAAGAUGAGUCAAAGGAUCAAGCUUUUGGAUCUUAUAACGUCUUUAACCAGAUACCACAUAGCAGUAGUGACUUGUACAAAAAUUCUUCAGAACAACAGAGUUCUGAUUUGGAUAUGCUUGGGAUGUAUAAUGGUAUUUCAUCCAGUUAUCUCAAAGGAAUGGAUCAUGUCACGCAAAACUCCACUUUGCACUCGUCUUAUAAACCUCCUCCUGUUCCAAGAUGUCCGAUUACAGCGCCACCUGGAUUUUCAGUUGCUAGUCGACCUCCUCCUCCUCCAGGCUUCGCGUCAAAUGGGAGAGAACAUCAGACAUUUAAUGGCUUUUCAGGAAACCAUCGUUAUUCUGAUUCACCAGUGUACAUAAACCCAUAUCAUCAGUCACUUCCAGUUGAAAACAAUGGUGGUGUCAGAGAUGUUCAGUUUAUGGAUCCUGCGAUUAUGGCUGUAGGUCAGGGCUUUGAGAAUCCAAGCCUAGAUUACCGAUCAAACUUUCAAGGAAACACAAACAUGUUUGCAAAGUUUCAACAACAACAGGCAGCAGUGCAGAGCCCUUUGUCUUCGCAUCAGAACUGUAGACUCACUGACUCUUUCGGAAUGGCAUCAAGGUUUAUAGAUCAAUCUCAAGGGAGUAGUAGUAACAUACUAUCUAGGAACAUGGGCUUGCCUAAUGGCCAGUGGGAUGGGUUGAGCAACGAGAUCCAAAGUCUAAACAGGCUCCAGAAUGAGAGAUUUAGUGGGUCAACAAAUCGUAUGAUGAAUGGUUACAAUGGGAGUUUCAGGAUUUAAACACAACAUGUCAGAAUCAGGCAGUGGUCCAUCACUGGUCUGGUCUAGGAACUGCACUUAGAUCGCCUCAACCUUUAGUCUUAGUUUCUGGUUACUUAGUAACUGAGCCAAAAGAGAGGUGGUUGUAAAAAACUUUAGGAUUUCUUUUGUUGGUUUAUAUGCAUUUCAUCACAACAUUUAUUUGGUUUUGAAAUAUGUCAAAUAUGAUUCAGUUA
This is a messenger RNA of Raphanus sativus (radish), 3238 nucleotides long. Its product is annotated as general negative regulator of transcription subunit 4. Lineage: Eukaryota; Viridiplantae; Streptophyta; Magnoliopsida; Brassicales; Brassicaceae. The record is from RefSeq and is a predicted model, not a curated record. The coding region runs from base 360 to 3023 and encodes 887 amino acids. The transcript has 13 exons. Gene Ontology annotation, cellular component: CCR4-NOT complex. Gene Ontology annotation, biological process: protein ubiquitination. Gene Ontology annotation, molecular function: RNA binding; ubiquitin-protein transferase activity.